This is a messenger RNA of Sphenostylis stenocarpa, 534 nucleotides long. Lineage: Eukaryota; Viridiplantae; Streptophyta; Magnoliopsida; Fabales; Fabaceae. The record is from the annotation of a GenBank genome assembly.
AUGGCUCGUAACUUAUCCUUAGUACUGUUAUUUUUAUUUGUUGCUUCAUCCUCUGCAGUCCAAGUUGCAGAACUUGAUCUUAUUUGCAAGAAAACUCAAGACCCAAAAUUUUGUUUCAAUCUUCUCAAUUCCAGGCCUGGUGGAACAAUGGGUGCAGACCUUGUUGAUCUUGCCCAAUAUGCCCUUGAUGUAACACGUGCGAAUAUCACUAUCACAACCAAACUAAUCAAGAGGUUGAUUCGAAGAAAUCCUACUAACCUUGAGGCAAGAGAUCAUUAUACAAUAUGUUUGAAUCAAAUUCAUAAGGGUGCAAUGGGUAAAGUUGAGUCCACUCAAGAGAUAUUAAAAUCUGGAGAUUACCAGGACUUGAAUGUUGUUGCGUCUGGAAUUCGAACACACAUUGACCUAUGUAUUGAUGGAGAGUCACCAAUUGACACUCCUUAUAAUGACACCUCUUUACUCCCAGCAUAUGCUAAUGAUAUCUCACAGGCUGUUGAGAUUAUUGUUAUUAUAUCCAAUAUUUUGUAUAAGUAA